Messenger RNA from Fibroporia radiculosa, 849 nucleotides. RefSeq lists its product as uncharacterized. Gene Ontology annotation, molecular function: hydrolase activity, acting on ester bonds. The coding region runs from base 1 to 849 and encodes 282 amino acids. The record is from RefSeq and is a predicted model, not a curated record. The transcript has 8 exons. NCBI's taxonomy places the organism in Eukaryota, Fungi, Basidiomycota, Agaricomycetes, Polyporales, Fibroporiaceae.
AUGCGCACCUUCAUCGGCACUACCGCCCUAGCCUUAUCUGCGAUCACGGCCGUUUCUGGGCAGUUGACUUGGAACGCAACUAAAUUCCUCUUCACGUUUGGUGACUCGUACACCACCGAUGGUUUCAACAUCACCCUCGGCGUAAAUUCCACGGAUCCCGGAUACACUUCCUCGAACGGCCCCAAUUGGGUCGAGUAUCUCGGUGGAUCGUAUAACGUCACGGAUACCAAGGUCUUCAACCUAGCGUCUGGAGGAGCGACUAUCGACGCCGCGUUGGUCGCCCCGUACGAGCCAACCGUGUUAUCCAUCGUGGACCAGGUGUCCCAAUUCCAGGAAUACCUGGCGGCGAAGCCCUACGGCGCCCAGUGGGAUAGUGCGGACAGUCUGUUUGCCAUCUGGAUAGGAAUCAAUGAUGUCGGCAAUUCGUAUGCCUGGACCAACGUCACAUCACAGUCGGCCUUCCACACCAUCUUGAUGGAGCGCCUGUUCAGCCAGGUCGACAUAUUGUACGAGGAUGGCGCUCGGAACUUCCUGUUCCUGACCGUGCCGCCCACGAAUCGCGCGCCUCUGCUGAUUGAGGCGGGUCCGACCGCGGUCGGGCAGAUCACCGCGGCGCUCGCGGACUACAACGACCAGCUCAUGGCAUUCGUCGACCUCUUCCAGGCGACGCACCCCGAUGUCACGCGGGCGACCGUGUUCGACUCGCGGCCCGUCUUCAACACGCUCCUGGACAACUACGCCACGUUCGGCUACGUGAACAUCACCGGGUACUGCGCGGCGUACGAGAACGGCACGCCGACGAUGACGACCCAGACGGCGCCCUGCGAGCCCGUCUCGAGCUACUUGUGA